Molecule: messenger RNA, 1531 nt
Organism: Rubroshorea leprosula
Lineage: Eukaryota; Viridiplantae; Streptophyta; Magnoliopsida; Malvales; Dipterocarpaceae
Source: the annotation of a GenBank genome assembly
AGCAGGAUAAAAAUAAAAUAAAUCAGUUCCACCGUCGGCGAGGAGGAAAAGGAAAACGCGGCGAAACGUCCUUCUCCCCUUCCACCAUCAGUCUGUCUCUCCCUUCCCCCUUUCUUCGCCCCACGCCUCCUCCCUGAGCCUUAUUUCUCCCUCUCCCAAUUUAUUCAUCACACAAAUUUAUAAUUCCAUUCCCCAUCUCGCCUACUGCUAAUUCUCGAGAUCUAAACCACCCCCAAACCACCAUGACCUCCUCGGCUCCUCCCGUCCUCCCCAUCUCCACCACCCAUCCCACCGAUUCUCAGCCACCCGUCCCCACCCCCGCCUUCCGUGUUUUCAUCACCCACAUUUCCGAAUCCCUCAAGAACGGCCUCUCCCAGCGCCGUCCUUGGGCCGAACUCGCUGACCGCUCCGCCUUUUCCAAACCAGAGUCGUUCGCUGAGGCCACACUUCGUGUCCGCAGGAAUUAUUCGUAUUUCCGCGUCAACUAUUUGGCAAUCGUUGGUGUGAUCCUUGCCUUUUCGCUGCUUUCGCAUCCGAUUUCCCUGCUGCUUCUGCUGUGUCUUCUGGCUUCUUGGCUCUUCCUCUACCUCUUCCGCCCGUCUGAUCAGCCACUCGUUCUCUUCGGCCGCACCUUCUCCGACCGCGAGACGCUUGGCAUCCUCAUCAUUUUCAGCGUCUUCGUUGUCUUCCUCACCAGCGUCGGGAGUCUCCUCAUCUCCGCUCUCUUGGUAGGAGUUGGUCUCGUCUGCGCUCACGGUGCCUUCAGGGUCCCCGAAGAUCUCUUCCUGGACGAGCAACAACCAGCAGCGGCCACCGGUUUCUUGUCCUUCCUUGGAGGUACCGCAUCCAACGUCGCUGCUGCCGCCGCUCCUGUUCUUGCCGCCCGCGUUUGAAUGUGAUCGAGAGAUCCGGGAUCGAAGGUAGUUCCCACUUCCCUGGGAUAAUACAUUGUCGAAUUAAUUGAUUACAGUUUUAGAUUUUCGUUAGACAAUAAAUUUCCUCCUUGGAAUUUUUGGAAAUAUUACAGAAUGCAAAAUUAUUUUGAUAUUGAUUCUUUCAUUGAUGUUUGGGUAGAAUUACCAUGGAUCUAAGGAUGUACUCUUCUCUUAUAUCAUACAAUUUGUAAUUUAAUAUGUUAACACAGACCAUCAGUGUAAAGUCUACUCUUUCCAUUUUCUUCAUUUUAUUUUGAUGAAUUUGGCAUCUUGUAAUUACUUAUGCUUGAAAAUGUAUCAAAAUUUCAGUUUUCAUACGGGACUAUAGUUUUGGAUCUGUUUAUUAGAUAUAUGUGGACGUUGUUUAUGAUUUAUUGCCCUUUUUAGAGCUUACAAACAAAAUGGUUUCGUGUAUUUCUUAGUAUCAUUGAUUUUAAUUUAUUCAUUUACAUUGUUGGAGUUGGGUUCUUGGUUUGAUGUAGUAUCUGCAAUGCGGCUAUUUUAGUUCAUAUGUUUCAGUACGUGAUUGGGUUUGAAUUUUGUUCAUGUAAAUCCAUCAUGGACCAUGAGUUGUCUAAUAGAUAUCUGUUUUCUUC